AUGGCAUUGCUGAACAAUGAUCAAAGAAAGUGUGUAGAGUCUAUUGGUUUUGGAUCCGCUUUAAAUAUACAAUUAGAAAAACUGCCGCGUAGGAUAUGUUAUUGGGUUGUCGACAACUAUGACCCAAAUACCAAUUCGAUUCGUGUAAAGGACAAGAGACUUGUUGUGACAAGGGAGACGGUACAUGAUAUAUAUGGGAUUCCAAUGGGUGACAUGCCAAUGUCUAACCCUUGUAGAGCAAACUCUAGAAACAAGUUUGUCAAACUUUGGAAAUCCCAAUUUCCAAAAUCAGUCAAACGAAUACGACUAACACACGUUGUAGACAUGAUACAAAAGGACACAAAUGUUGGUCCUUUUUUUAUUAUGAAUUUUCUUGUGUUGUUUGUAUCUGUGAUGAUUGAGUAUCCAACGAUGGGGACUGUCAAUCAAGGAUUCUUGGAGAAUAUUCCAGAUGAUAUGGAUAUCAAACAAUUAGACUGGUGCGGAUUUGUUGUAGCAUGUCUGAAAUCAAGUCGUAUGAUGUGGAGAAGAUUGGACGAUAAGUGCGUUUACAGUGGUCCCAUUGUAUUUCUUUUGUUGUUUUACCUUAGUUGCACAAAAGUUGAGGAUGCCACAUUUCAAAGUCCAACUACUGGAAUGAUGUAUUGGACAACAGACAUGUUAGAUAAGAGGGAGUUAGAAGAGUUGUCUAAAGGAGGUUUCGGAAAUGUAAUCAUAUCAUCACAACACAUGAGCAUGAACCACACUAAACAAGAAGAUGGCGAGGACGAUGAUGCUGCUGGAUCUGAAAGAGAUUGUAAAUCUCCUGCUGGUUUUAUUGAACAUGUAGUUCAAGAAACAUCACAAAGUGAAAAUGAUGCAGAUAACAACUUGAAGGAUAUUAUGAGCGAAAUUAACAUCGAAUUCAAUGCAUGCGACAAUGCAAUGCGAGCUAUACAGAAGUUGUUGAUGCAAGGUGUAAAGAAGUUUCCAGAUUCUGUCGAACUGCGCAUGUUAGUAACUAAAAGGCAUCACGAAUUCAAUCUGGCUUGGCCAGAUUUUUCAACAUCUGUUGACUCUCAUGCUGGGACAUUUUUCAAUGGAGCCGCGACACCUGUUAUGCCAGUCCGAGAUAAUACAGCUGAAACUAAAGUUGAUCAGUUUACGGAAGCUCAAAUGGCAGAUGAGCCACUUAUUGAUGUUGUGUGUACACCUUUUACACAAAUUCUUAAUGCAGAUGCUUUUGACAUGAUGUUAGAAUCGGCAUUUGCGACCUCUACAAGGCUUUCAACUCCAUCGGAUCAUGUCGAACCAAAUAUCAAAAUUGAUGAUGUAAACGCGGUUCCUGUUACUAUUGUGGCACCAAGACGGACAUCAAGAUUGGUGGUUAGUCCUGUCACUGUUGUGGCACCAAGACGGACAAGAAGAUUGGUGCAACUAACCGAGAAAAUUAGAUCACCUUAUUUUAAUAGGGUCGUUGAUCCAAACAAAGUUCUUAGACCAAUCGAGGACAGAGUGUCCGGUUGGAUUUUCGCAGGGCUGGACGAGGAAUGGGAUCUUGUAUUUGAAUCAACUUUUGGAGAUAGCGGACAUAGGGGAAUUUUUGAGAGUAUGAUUCCUGGAUCCAAAAUCCAUGUAACAAUAUUAGACAUUUGGGCUACUCUUCUAAACCAUCAGGAACUACGCAGAAAUAAGAAGUCACCAUCAAGGAUGUUUUUAUCCUGCACACUUCUGAGCAACUUCAUACUGGAUGAGGCGAUUUGUAUUGAGCAGCGAUACAAAAGGUUUGUUGAUCGCAUGAAUGAGCAUAUCGAAAAAUUCAAACAAUGCACAAGCUUCAAAGAUGUGGACCUUGUAUUCUUCCCCGUGCUUGACAAUGAACAUUACUACCUUAUUGUCUUUGAUUUCAUAAAAUCCGAAUGUGUAAUCAUAGACAACAUUUACCGUGAAGAGUCGAUUGAAGUGCUUUAUGGAAACGUGCCUAACGAUCUGAAAAUAUUGUUUACUCUGUACAUUGAUGCUUGGAAUCAUCCAAGAAGAAAUUCAAUGAAGAGUGCAAUCAUAGUUCGAUCGUCUAUGGAAUGGAUGACAAAGGAAAACUACAUAGAUUGUGGGUUAUUCCUUAUGAAACACAUGGAAACAUAUAAAGGUGGGGAUCCGAAUAAAUGGAUUGUGGGUUUGGAGCCUGAAUUCGCAGACAGUGAUGACCAACAAAUACAACUAAAUGAAUUGAGAAAGAAGUAUGUUACAAAAAUUUUGACAUCAGAUUUGAACAUUAUCAAACCAUCUGUCAACAGAAAGUUAGCAUCAUACGAUAAGUUAUCUGAUGCGGAGAAGGAAAACUUGAACACUGAAGAACAUCUCCAACGCAUUGAGCGCAGAAUCAGUUUGUUUUAUUAG
Molecule: messenger RNA, 2379 nt
Organism: Lactuca saligna
Lineage: Eukaryota; Viridiplantae; Streptophyta; Magnoliopsida; Asterales; Asteraceae
Source: the annotation of a GenBank genome assembly